UGGUGGGAGGUGUCCCUGCCCAUGGCAGGGCGUUGGGAACAGAUGGUUUUUAAGGUCCCUUCCAACCCAAACCAUUCUGUGAUUCUAACUCUUCCCCUGCAAACAUCUUGACAAUGGUUGAUUUCCAGCAAAAGAUUUUAAACUUGAUCAAAUGUUUCAGAAGACAAUGGCACUUAUUUUCAAACUCAGAAAGAACUACUGUAUGUGGAGCAGAUUGCAUGCUGAUGGUGUUACAACUGUCAAUGGCUGAAGUCAAUAAACAGCACCACGGAGAUUUCAUGGUAUCACUUAAUCAUGUGAUGGAAACUUGGAAAUAUUUGUUACACGACAAACUAGGAUUAUCACAUGAAAACAUGGAAGAACCAGAAAACUAUGCUGACGUUAAAAAAGCCUAUGAUACCUUCUUAGCAAGCAGCAAUAUGUUAGAUAUCAUAGAUGUAUGUCAGAAGUGCUAUGCUCUUGCACUUCUAUCUGAAGAGGAAAGCAUAGCCCCUGUUCAACUGCUGGAAUUUAUUUCUGGCAUAAUGAAUGUACCAGAAAAUAGUGGUUGUGUGCCUUCUACUCCUGCACCGGUCAACAGACAGGACCAGAGCAAUGCAAAGGUGAUGUUCAUGGCAAAGAAGUGUGUUUAUUCAUAUUUAAGCCUGGUGGUGAAUUCUAAGGAUGAUCUGGCAUUGGCUCAUAUUCUAAAUGUUCCUGACAGAGGACUUGGUAGAGAAGCCUUUACUAAACUAAAACAUGCCUCACAGGAGAGAAAAAUGUCCAUUUUCCUGAUGGCAACAUCUUUUAUCCGAACUGUAGAACUUGGAGGAAAAGGCUGUGCAGCUUCAUUAUUUGAUCCCUUAAGAGUCCAUGUAAAGGGACUUUCAAACUUUGUUAACUUUAUUGACAAGCUGGAAGAAAUUCUUGGUGAAAUCUUGGAUCCAAGAAUCGCAGGGGGGCGAAUUCUGUCAACAGUGAAGAUGCAUUUGAUAAAAGGCCGAAGCAAUGGGGAUCCUUUCUGUCAGUCAGUAGAGGAAGUUGUACAAGAUUUGGAUUUGAAGAUUAAAAAUAUUAUCGAUUCACAACAUGAAGUCUUGACUGCCAGCACCACUGGAGUUAGUCCAACACGGGGGCAGAAGAUAGAUGAUUGUAUCCUGAUGCCAGGAAAUAUGGAAAUACUUAAUUCCAUUAAGAACAGAAUGAAGCUAAUGUUUUCUCAAAAUGGGCAACUGUGGGCAGCUUAUGAACUUUAUGUUAAUCCAAAGCUGCAUUCCAUAAACCAUGGUACUGUGUAUUGUGGCAGAGAUACUGUGAAAGUCUUACUAGUUCUUCUGGAUGAAGAAGCAGUCAGUGCUCCUACUGAGAACAAAGAAUUAUUAUUAUGUGAUGAUGAAAACUUAAAUAUGUUUGGAAUCACCUCUGUUCUGACACUCUUCAGAUCUCCAGCACAGUCCGAUGGAUCUUCCCCAAAACCUCUUAGACAGCGUAUUCAGAAAUCUAUGGAUGAAAAAAUAAUUAAGAUGAAGCAAUCUUCGAUCAAAUCUCAGUUUGCAUGUACAUAUAAAAAUGAAUUGAGUGAGAUAGAGGGUCAUGGUUUCUUCAGCAGUAGCCAAAUGUCAACCUGUGAACAUCCUGCACCAAAGCAACAUUUACAAGAAGGUAUGAAUUCAUGUCUUGACAUACCAGUGCUUGGAACUAUUUCUGAAAAUGUUCAUCAGAAUAGAAAUUAUACAGAAAUGGGAAAACUGAGUUGUCGGCCAAGAAAAAAGAACUUCAGGAAUGAACAGAUGGAUUUGAAUAAUGACAAAGUUAUCUGUGAUGAGGAAAGUGAAUUAUCUUUGCCAAAAAAUGCUAAGAAACGUAAGACUUCAAACCACCCUCAGAAGAAAUUGGACAGCAAAAUUGAUGGAAAAAGAAAGAACAACAAAACUGCAAGCAAGAAUAAAUUGAUUGCUGGUCAGGCAAAAUUAACUCAAUUUUUUCGACUGUAAGUUUUUAUUUUGACAUACGUGGUCUGUUGACUCUUUCAGAAGUUGUAAAAUUUUGCAAGUGAAGGGUGAAAAUCAUGAAUUGCUUCCCUUUAUACUCAAAUAAGUGCAAAUAGCUUGUGUGUAAUAUUAGACAAAUAUUUACAAGUCUGGAUUAUGCAGAAGUAUUUUAUUUUUUUUGAUUACAGUACAACAGUAGUUACAACUAUGUUCUCUUUUCGGUAGUGAAUUACGUUUCCCUCUACAUUGUGAUGUAAAAGUAUUUUAGAUGCAUAUGUAUAGCGACACUAAAGCACAAUAACUUUUAAUCAUGUUAAAUUCAUAAUAAAAUGUUUAAUCUUUCUCAAAGAAGGUGGUGUAGGUCAGUCAUUUUCAGACUUGCCAACAAGGUCGAUAGACUCUUCCCAGCAUACACCUGAGCACUACAGGAAAAAUGUGGAAGUUUAAAACAUCAGAGAACUAGGAGUCUUUAUGGUCUCUGGAAAUAUUGUUAUUUUAACAAAUGCCUUUCAUACACCCAACCAAAUACAGCAGAAGUAAAUUGGAAAUGUGGGAUUUACUCAGCCCUAACAAAUCCCAAAUAUCCCAUGGAUUUUCUAAAUGAGUUGUUAUCAAAUGGCGUCAGAGACAUUGCACUAUACUUUACUAGAAAAAUAAUAUGUGUUAAAAAAUGAAAAUACACUUACUGUCAAAAUCUCUCCUUCCUAUAGGGAAUUUAGCUGAAUUUUCUUCAUCUGCAGUCUCUCUUUCCUGUAUUGAUUCAAUAUUCUGAAUUUCAGUGUCAGCUGGAAAAGCCAUGGCUCCCUUCAGUGCAAGAUAAGGUAGUUGCUUCCUGCCCACAUUGAUUGGCAUAGCAUGAUUUAAGAAAUCAUCUCUGGAGCCUGUGCCCUGUUUUAAGAGAAAACAAGAGUAACUGUUUGUCUUGAAAAAGAUAUAACCAGUUGUGUUGACUUUUUAAAUUAUCAAUACAAGUAUUUUAUCAUUCAACAUAACAUCUAAAAGCAAGUAAUGACCGGCAUUAUGUCUUUGGCUGAAACAGUUUUAUGGAAAAGUAUACUUUAAGAUAAUGUCUGUCAUAUUUGGUGAAGUUGGAAACCUGUUGCUGCAUAUAGUGAGAUACUGAAACAUAUGCUUUUUACCCACUAGUUUUGACUGCGUAUAUAUCUGCUAAAAUCUGGUUUUAUUUAUUUAUUUAUUUUAAUUCAAUUGCCCAGGUUAUGCAUUUAAAAGCUUGGAAUUAAGUAUUUGCAGUGUCUUGAGUGUAUUAUGCUUAGCUGUUGUUUUUUUCCUAUAUUCACCAGGUUAUUGCUUUAAAUUAUUGUAUUUGUCUUAUAAAGGGCUAUAAAGAGAAUUUCUGUUUUACACUUA
Messenger RNA from Cygnus atratus (black swan), 3338 nucleotides. It is a transcript of the gene PARPBP, whose product is annotated as PARP1 binding protein. Gene Ontology annotation, cellular component: chromatin. Bases 114 to 1973 code for a protein of 619 amino acids. Gene Ontology annotation, biological process: negative regulation of double-strand break repair via homologous recombination. The transcript has 12 exons. NCBI's taxonomy places the organism in Eukaryota, Metazoa, Chordata, Aves, Anseriformes, Anatidae. The record is from RefSeq and is a predicted model, not a curated record.